Molecule: messenger RNA, 949 nt
Organism: Salarias fasciatus (jewelled blenny)
Lineage: Eukaryota; Metazoa; Chordata; Actinopteri; Blenniiformes; Blenniidae
Product: AP-3 complex subunit beta-2-like
Exons: 5
Coding region: 108-695 (195 amino acids)
Source: RefSeq, a predicted model, not a curated record
CCCGAUCCAGCGCGCUGAAGAACUACGAGCUGCUGCACCGGAUCACGGGGGAGGGGCUGUCGGUGGAGUACUGCUUCAGCCGCCAGCCCUUCAGCCCCGACGCCAACAUGGUGGCCGUGCAGAUGCAGUUCACCAACAGCGCCACCGCCGACACCAAGAACCUGCACAUCGAGGACGCCAAGCUGCAGUCGGGGAUGAGAGUCAAGGAGUUCCCCGAGAUCGAGCUGCUGCCUGCAGGGGAGACCGCCACGGCCGUCAUGGGCAUCGACUUCUGCGACUCGACGCAAGCAGCAAACUUCCAGCUGUGCACCCACACCAGGAAGUUCUUCGUGUCGAUCCAGCCUCCGGUGGGCGAGCUGAUGCGCUCCGUCUUCCUCACAGAGAACGAGUUUAAGAAGGAGCAAGGUCAGCUGAUGGGGAUGAACGAGAUCACGGAGAAGCUCACGCUCGAUGCAAAGUGCCGGAACGAACACGCCAUCGUUCAGAGAGUGACGGCCGCCGCCAACCUCAGCAGGGUGCCGUGCGGCUCGGACCGGGAGUGCAGGUUCGCCGGCAGGACGGUGACCAGCGGCAGCUUGGUGCUGGUCACCGUGGCGACGGGGGAGGACGGAUCGGCCCAGCUGACGGUCAACUGCGAGAAGAUGGUGAUCGGCACCAUGCUGGUGAAGGACAUCCUGCUGGCUCUGACGCAGUGACCCCGCCUCCGACCCCGCCCCUCCCCCCUCGCCUCGUCCGUGUAGCGUCGCCCGCGUUCCUCUUCGUCCGUCGGGAAGUUUCCAGAGCGUUCGGAGCCGGAGGGCAGGAGAACGAGCGCAGCUCUGACGUUGUUCCAUCCCGCGGGAUUUACUGGGUCAGACUAGGAAACCAAAACCAGCAGUUCGUUCAGAAGCCCCGACAUCCAAACUUCAACCCUGCUCUGAAGCUUUCAGGGUUUUCAGAGGAUUUGGUU